This is a messenger RNA of Eruca vesicaria subsp. sativa (arugula), 1538 nucleotides long. NCBI's taxonomy places the organism in Eukaryota, Viridiplantae, Streptophyta, Magnoliopsida, Brassicales, Brassicaceae. The record is from the annotation of a GenBank genome assembly.
CAAUUUUACUUUCAUGGAUGAUCUUAUCAAACUUUCGUUCUCUUGCGAUUAAAAAUCAAUUAAAAAAAUAUAAAAAGAAAAUUACAAUUCUGGAAAGAAAAAGAAAAAGAAGGAAAGAAAAAUUCCCCAAAAAACAAAACUAGGGUUAGCUUCUGCCCAAUCCUAUUCUUCUUCUUCUUCUUCCUCGGAUUCACAUCACUUGCCGGCUGUCGGGUGUUCCGCAUCACUUCUCUCUUCACCUAACUUUCUCCUCUCCUUUUCUUAAAAUUAUCACUCUCUCCUCUCCCAAGUCCUGAUCGAUUACAUAGCUUCACGAUUCUUCUAAGUUAUCAUCAAAAACUUUACUGUGAAUAGAGAUGCAAUCGAAAUCGGGAAGAGGAAACGAAGAGGAAGUCAAUAAUCAUAACCAUGCUGAUCAGCAGCCUAUGAUGUAUCCAGAGCCCUGGUGGAAGAAUAAUACUUUUGGUGUCGUUCAUCCAGAGAGACCUUCUGUGAUUCCUUCGAAUUCGUCGUCUUUGGAUUGUCCUAAUGGUUCUGAAUCGAACGAUGUUCAUUCAGCUUCUGAAGAUGGUGCGGGUAAUGGUGAAAACGAUGGCGCUUGGAAGGAUUCACAAGCUGCUGUUACUUCCUCCCCUUCAGUUGACCAUCAUGGAAUGGAAGGAAGUGAUCCGACACGUGUGGCGGCUUCUAUGCAUGGUCAGCAACCUGUACAACCACCAGAGCUUGUUGGACACUACAUGGCUUGUGUCCCUAAUCCAUACCAGGAUCCAUAUUAUGCGGGAAUGAUGGGAGCUUAUGGACAUCAGCCAUUGGGUUUUCGUCCAUAUCUUGGAAUGCCUCGUGAAAGAACGGCACUGCCACUUGACAUAACACAAGAACCUGUUUAUGUCAAUGCGAAACAGUACGAGGGAAUUCUAAGGCGUAGAAAAGCACGUGCCAAGGCCGAGCUAGAAAGGAAAGUAAUCAACAGAAAGCCAUAUCUUCACGAGUCAAGACACAAACACGCAAUGAGAAGGGCAAGGGCUAGUGGAGGCCGGUUUGCCAAGAAGACUGAGGCAGAGGCAGCAGAGGAAGCAGCAGCUGGGAGAGAAAGAGAAAGGGUUUCAGCAACCAACUCAUCAGGCUCCGAACCAGUUGAGACAGACUCUAAUGAAACCCUGAACUCUUCAGGUGCACCAUAAUCUGCCAAACCUCUAAGAAAAAAAAAGAGACACGCUUUGGCUUACUACAUCAUUGCCUCAAACCGGCAAAUCAUUCUUGGCUUUUGGGUUUUGUGUUUGCUUACUUACUUGUCCUUGUCAGUGUCUCAUGUUGUGUGUGGAGUUACAAUGUACAAAGAGAAACCGAGUUAUGUUUAGGUGUUAUAGAUUUGAGACAAAAGAUUGGGGAAUAGUCAGUAGGUCUUGUUUUUUAUUCACUUUUCUUUGGAAAAUUUGGAAUAUACAUACGUUUGUUUAAUCGUUUGCUUUUCUGAUCUGAAAAUGUAACAGAGCCGACAUUGUUGUUCGUUUUUUGCUUUGAUCAAGAUGUGAAUCUAU